AUGUAUAAGGCAACAGAAAGGUUACAGUUAAAAACUGUUGUAAACAAAUUAACAAAAAUCACGAAUUUGCAACAUAAGCUUCUGUUCGUCAUCCCCGAUCUCCAAAACUAUCCUUCAUCCUUCAUCGUCAUCCCCGAUCUCAGCUUUGCAAUUAGGUUUCUCUCUGCUUAUAUUGGAUUUAGGGUUUCUAGAAUUUGUUUUUUGCCGCUGUUACAGCGAUUGAGCUUCUCUUCCAUAGCCAUCGUCAUCUUCAUCGCCAUCACCAAAGGUUUACUGAUCUCUUCAAAUGUCUUCUUUAAGGGUUUAAUUAGGAGAUUUACUCAUUCUUAUUCAAAAUCUAGGACUUCAAAGGAAAAAAGAACUAAAGAAAAAAUCGGCGAAGUGAAAUCCACGGGAGCAGCUCAUGCAAUUGAAGAGGAUUUAGUCGAUGAUGCUAUUGUUAGCGAAAAACAAAGAGAACAAGAACAUCUCGAAAAGGAUACAGAGGAGCAAGAAGAAACCGAACAUCUUGAUGAGAAUAUUGAAGUACAACCGAAUGAAGAGACAAGUUCAGGAAAAGAGCCCAAAGAGAAAAGAACUAGAGGACCUACUACAUUGAGUAAGCGCAUUAGUGAGAUAAAUGUUGAAAAUCGGAACCAACAGAAGGAUAUGCAUACUGCAGGGCCAAAAAGUUUUGCUAGAAUAAGAAAAAAAUUGCAAGAUGAAAAGGAGGAUAAGGCUGAUCCGACUUUGGCGGAAAUGUUCAUUGCCACGCGCAAGAGAAAAGCGGGCCGUUCAUACAAGGAAUCAAGGGAAGAUACAACUAGCAAAAUUUCCAAAUUGCAGGAGCUCCUAAACAGUGAAAAUGAUUCUUUUUCCACUGUUAUAGGGAGAGGCCUCCCGGUCGUGCAUUUCUGUAUGGAAGAGGGGUUACAAGAACCAAUUUGAAGAACGGAGUAGGAUGCAGUUCUUCAAUAAUUAUACCCGAAGAGCUUGGGCAAUCUAUCACGGACAAGAUACGGAAAGAACUGAAAGAUCAAUUUGACAAGAAGAUGGCUGGGUAUAAGGCGUUAUUUGAAAGUGUUAUGUCUCAAGUGAAUCCUAUAGUAGUUGAACCAAGUGAAAAUUCGGAUUCUGAAAGCGCUCAAUUUUGAUUGAGAGCUCCUCUAGUUAAGUACUAGUUAUGUUUUGUAAUAUAAUCGUUAUGUUUGAUGAAUACAUUUUCUUUUUGUGAUGUAUUGGAUGGAAUAUUUUUAGACUUUGAAUUCUAUGAAUAUUUCUGUCUUCUAACUUUAGUAAA
Molecule: messenger RNA, 1279 nt
Organism: Mercurialis annua (annual mercury)
Lineage: Eukaryota; Viridiplantae; Streptophyta; Magnoliopsida; Malpighiales; Euphorbiaceae
Exons: 10
Coding region: 1-927 (308 amino acids)
Source: RefSeq, a predicted model, not a curated record